AUGGGAAGCAGACCGGCUGCUGCCAGCGAUGCUGCUGCAGAUGGUGCGGACCAACAGUGUCAAAACUCAAAUGCGUCUUCUCUCGUUUUCCCGGUAACUUCACUCCCUUUGCAACAGCUUCUCCCUACUCAGGCUCCUCCUUUUCGCGACACGCUCAUCCUGCAGCCUGCGCACAACUCCCUAUCGGGAUUCCUCAGCCUGGAGCAUUCGAAGCCCUCCAAGGGACAAGCAGGAUCAAACGGAACGACCUUCCGUCGCAUCGCCCCCAAAGCGGUGCCAGUAUCCGAGACGGAUCACUCAGCAGCAUCUGGAUCAGCUGGGCCCGAUAAAGCGCCUUUAACAAGAGCUUCUGAGGACGUGUUGUCCAAGUGCAAGAAAGCAGCGGCUGAAGUCAACGUGCUUCUUGUGGAAGGAGACAAGAAGUAUGCUUGCAAAAUCUGCUCAAAGACAUUCACGAAUUUGGCGGACUGUAAGAAGCAUAUCCGCGUCCACACAGGAGAAAAGCCUUAUCCUUGUCUCAAGUGUGGGAAACGCUUCAGCCAGUCAUCACAUCUGUACAAGCACUCGAAAAACUCCACCUGCUUGAACUGGAAGGCCAAGAGUUCAUUACAAGACACUCUGCAUUGACUGCACAGCAGUUUGGCCCCGCCAAAUUCUUGAAGUUCUUUUGU
Molecule: messenger RNA, 671 nt
Organism: Hippocampus comes (tiger tail seahorse)
Lineage: Eukaryota; Metazoa; Chordata; Actinopteri; Syngnathiformes; Syngnathidae
Product: zinc finger and BTB domain-containing protein 5-like
Exons: 2
Coding region: 1-627 (208 amino acids)
Biological process (GO): regulation of gene expression
Cellular component (GO): nucleus
Source: RefSeq, a predicted model, not a curated record